GGAAAUUUGGUUUUGGAGGGGAGCGCCAGGACGCGGAAGUCGGAGCGCUACUCUUCCAAGCCGGCGUCGGCGUUGGCGAGCGGGGUGGGGGCUGCCGCCUGGGCGGCUCCGAGUGAGCCCUCGCCAGGGCUAUCGUGCCCAGUCUUGCAGGUAGGCGACGAGGGCGAGGGCCCCGAGCCUGACCGAGCGGGAGCUCCCGAUUCGGACGAGAAGGAAGGGGCCGCGAGAACUCAGGGGGGGCCCGUCCGGGAGUUUUGGGUCGGGUGAAAAGCAAGUUUCGGUGCCCGCGCUGCGAGUCCCGCGCUCGCCCGUGCUGGACGAGAAAAGCCAGCCUUCCUCGCGCUUACCGAUUCAGUCGCUUGUUGGCGGUAGAUUUAUUCUAUUUGAAUUGCCAGGGUCGAGCAUUCCCGUGCUGAACGUGGUUGGCCACGGCACUAGCUACCAACAGUGCUGCAUGUUGAGUGACGACACCUCGGCGUCCGUCUGGGAAGCUCUUUCUCGUUUUUGGGUCCGACCGUUCGGAAUGCCAGGCGUGAAUCUGUGUACCGGUGGAGCCGACUUCCAGGCGCCAUUGCCGCUUGCGGGGUUGCGAGCACGCCACGAAUUACCAGCCUGUCAUGGCCGCCAAUUCCCCCUCAUUACAACGGGAAGUGCGAGCGGCGCGGGGGAAUAGUUGAGGAUGCGAUGUCCCGAGUUGCCCUGUCGGCGGUGCCGACGAGUAAGGUCAAAGUCGACUUGCUCCUGUGUAAGGUCAUCUCGGGAAAGAACAGGACCUUUCACCUCGGGGGCUAUGGCCCUGGCCAUAUUGUUUUCGUGGAAACUCGAAGGACGCCGUGGACGGCAUCGGGGUAUAUGACCUCAGACACAGCGCGAUCGAUUCAGACGCUGCUACCGCUGCCUUUGCCAGAGCCCGCCAACUUAGGCUGGGGGCGGGUCGUGCUCUGGCCUCUCACGAUACGGCAGAAGCUGCCAGCGCCCGCUGCCGUGUAGAUAGGACUUGUCAGCCUGGGGAAAUGGGUGCGUGCUUGGAGAAAGGCCCGGGGAGGAGCUGCCAGCGUCGGAGGGUCGGCCGGCGGAAAGACAUUGGGGCGCGAGUCUGGCGCCCUCUGGCCAGUCCUCUACAGCUUCGAUCCCCUCCAGUCUCGGUCCCAAUCAGCUCGCGCCAGCCAGCUCCGGAGAGGAGAGCCAGUAGUUUCACGCAUGGUCGACGAGCGCGAGGGCGCUAGGGCGACGCCUCAGCCUCGCUCGUGGAUCGUCGCAUCCCGAGCAGGAGUGGGAGCCGAGGCGACCUCUUCUUUCUCGGCGACGCCGGCGGCCUCAGGCCGGCGAAUUUGAAUUCAUCCCUUGGCGACGAGCUCCUUUCGCGAGUUACUGCCAGCACGUUGCCCUCGGGCAUCCUAAUGACGUCUUCCGGGCGGUUUGCAGCGGACUCCGCUGCCGUGGCGAAUUCCGGAGGUCAUCGCGAG
Prorocentrum cordatum is the source of this 1466-nucleotide messenger RNA. The record is from the annotation of a GenBank genome assembly. NCBI's taxonomy places the organism in Eukaryota, Dinophyceae, Prorocentrales, Prorocentraceae.